UUUGUUGGGGGUUACGGUGUCCUCAGAAAUUCCCCAAUUUCCACAAACCGCAAAAAAGCAAGGAAGAGAAAACACAAAGAAAGCAAUCAAAAACUCUCUCUCUCUUUCUCUCUCGCUUCCGGCAAAAGCAGACAUGGCGUCGUCAACGAGUCAACGCAGCCUCCUCGUCAUCGUCCUCCUCUCGAUCUCGGUCCUCUCGGUCAUGGCAAGGCCCUGCAAGACCUUCUUCGUCUCUUCCUACUCAUUCUCUCUCAGAGAGCCCUCCUCUCUCCAGUUCCAUUCCUCUUCUUCCUCUUCCGGAUUCGUCACCGUUUUCACCGAGAUCCGCCCUCUCAACGACGCCGUUUUGAUCGAGGAGGAAGAACUCGAUGAGUCUCGCUUCCAGCGACGCCCUCUUCGUCUUCCCCUUCUUCCCGUGACUUCCUCCUCGACGACGUCGUACGACCUCAGCUCACUCCGCGAUCGCACCAAGGACAUUCUCAGCGUCGUCGUGGCUCUGCUCUUCGGCGUCGGGAGUGGAGCUCUCGUCGCCGCCACCAUGUAUUUGGCUUCGUCGCUGUUCUGGAAUCGGUUUGAUUAUCGAUCUUCGUCUCCGUACGGGGAUGAUACUGACGAGGAGGAGGACCUCAGCCCUAAGAAGAUUGGGUACGUCAAGGUUCCGGCGGCUGAGUCUGAGUCUGUUCCCGCUCCGGCGACUGCGAAAGAGACCGAGACCAGGGCAUGAAUGAAUCGGUAAUUGUGUUUAUAUAAUGUGAAAGAUGAUGGAAAAAUUUUAAUAUGAUGUCAAAGUAGGGAUGAUGGAACUUUGUGACUCUUGAUUGUGGAUUUGAUGAUAAAUAACUAAAACUAUGAACGCUGUGGUCUGUAUUUGUCGUUUAAGUUGUAAUUGCUUUCUCCUCUCUCACACACAUAUAUAUUAUCUAUUAAGAUAUUAAGUUAUUAUAUAA
Ziziphus jujuba (common jujube) is the source of this 947-nucleotide messenger RNA. RefSeq lists its product as uncharacterized. Lineage: Eukaryota; Viridiplantae; Streptophyta; Magnoliopsida; Rosales; Rhamnaceae. Bases 134 to 724 code for a protein of 196 amino acids. The record is from RefSeq and is a predicted model, not a curated record. The transcript has a single exon.